CAGAGACUGCGAGGUGGCGUCACCGUCAACUGGGCUGCAGGAAUGACGGACAAUAUUGCUUUGCAACCAGUGAGACACAAAAAAAGACACGACAAUAAAAACAGGAAUGGGUGCUGCCUGUGGUCGAGGUGCUGCGGCAUGGGGGACUUCCGGCCGCGGACGGUGUGGCUGGGCCACCCAGAGAAGAGGGAGCAGAGGUACCCCCGGAACGUCAUUAACAACCAGAAGUAUAACUUCUUCACCUUCCUCCCAGGGGUGCUGUUUAAUCAGUUCAAGUACUUCUUCAACUUGUACUUUCUUCUCCUGGCCUGUUCUCAGUUUGUCAAUGAGCUCAGGCUAGGUGCUCUGUACACCUACUGGGUUCCUUUGGGAAUUGUUUUGAUCAUUACCAUCAUGAGAGAAGCAGUUGAAGAGAUCAGAUGUUAUUGUCGAGACAAAGAAGUGAAUUCACAGAUAUAUAGCAAGCUCUCAAUAAGAGGCACUGUGAAGGUGAAAAGCAGUGGCAUUCAAGUUGGAGACCUUAUAAUCGUGGACAAGAACCAGCGAGUUCCUGCUGACAUGAUCUUCUUAAGGACCUCUGAAAGAAAUGGCUCCUGCUUCCUGCGUACUGACCAGCUGGACGGAGAGACGGACUGGAAACUACGCCUCCCAGUGGCCUGUACUCAGAGACUGCCCACUGCUGCUGACCUUCUCCAGAUCAGAUCCUAUGUGUAUGCGGAGGAACCAAACAUUGACAUCCACAACUUUAUUGGCACUUUCACCAGGGAGGAUGGAGACCCUCCAGUCAAUGAGAGUCUCAGUAUUGAGAAUACCCUGUGGGCCAGCACUGUCAUCGCCUCUGGCACUGUGGUAGGACUAGUGAUCUACACAGGCAAGGAGCUCAGGAGUGUGAUGAACACCUCAAACCCAAGGCACAAGGUUGGCCUAUUUGACCUGGAAGUGAACUGUUUGACCAAGAUCCUGUUUGGGGCUCUGGUGGUGGUGUCUCUGGUCAUGGUGGCCCUCCAACACUUUGCCGGCCGUUGGUAUCUGCAGAUCUUCCGCUUCCUACUUCUUUUCUCCAACAUAGUCCCCAUCAGCUUGCGUGUGAACCUGGACAUGGGUAAAAUGGUGUUCAGCUGGAUGAUCAGAAGAGACUCUAAGAUCCCUGGUACGGUGGUCAGGGCCAGCACUAUACCUGAACAACUGGGACGCAUCUCCUACCUGCUCACUGACAAAACAGGGACUCUCACCCAGAAUGAGAUGGUGUUCCGUCGCCUCCAUCUUGGAACGGUGGCCUAUGGAAUGGACUCCAUGGACGAGGUGCAGAGCCACGUGUUCAGUGCCUACACACAGUCCUCUCAUGACCUCCCAGCAUCCAGAGCUCCGGCGGCCACUAAGGUUCGUAAGACCAUCAGCAGCCGUGUACAUGAGGCGGUGAAGGCCAUCGCCCUGGUGCACUGUGUGACACCCGCGUACGAGGCCAACGGCGUGACGGACCAGGCCGAGGCAGAGCAGCAUUAUGAGGACACCUGCAGGGUUUACCAGGCCGCCAGCCCAGACGAGGUGUCGCUGGUGCAGUGGACAGAGAGUGUGGGUCUGACCCUGGUUGGACGGGACCACAACUCCAUGCAGCUGAGGGCUCCCAGUGGACAGAUCCUGAACUUCACCAUCCUGCAGAUAUUCCCCUUCACCUACGAGAGCAAGCGGAUGGGAAUCAUAGUUCGAGAUGAGUCCACAGGAGAAAUGACCUUCUACAUGAAGGGUGCAGACGUGGUGAUGGCAGGCAUCGUCCAGUAUAAUGAUUGGCUGGAAGAAGAAUGUGGAAAUAUGGCCAGGGAAGGCCUGAGGGUCUUGGUUGUUUCUAAGAAGUCUCUAACAGAGGAACAGUACCAAGACUUUGAGGCCCGAUACGUCCAGGCCAAGCUGAGUGUGCACGACCGGUCUCUGAAGGUUGCCACGGUGAUCGAGAGCCUGGAGAUGGAGAUGGAGCUGCUGUGUCUGACGGGGGUGGAGGACCAACUGCAGGCUGACGUACGGCCCACCCUGGAGAUCCUACGCAAUGCAGGCAUCAAGGUGUGGAUGUUAACUGGAGACAAGCUGGAAACAGCCACGUGCACGGCUAAGAACGCCCAUCUGGUGACCCGCAACCAGGACAUCCACAUCUUUAGAUCGGUGACAACACGAGGAGAGGCCCAUCUGGAGCUCAAUGCUUUCAGGAGGAAACACGACUGUGCUCUGGUCAUAUCAGGGGACUCACUGGAGGUGUGUCUGAAGUUCUAUGAGUAUGAGUUUAUGGAGCUGGCGUGUCAGUGUCCUGCGGUGGUGUGUUGUCGCUGCGCUCCGACCCAGAAGGCCCAGAUAGUCCGGCUGCUGCAGGAGCGCACAGGCAAACUCACCUGUGCUGUAGGGGAUGGAGGAAACGAUGUCAGCAUGAUCCAGGAAGCCGACUGUGGCGUGGGAGUGGAGGGCAAAGAAGGGAAACAGGCAUCGCUGGCUGCAGACUUCUCUGUGACUCAGUUCAAGCACUUGGGCAGACUCCUCAUGGUCCACGGGCGGAACAGCUACAAGAGAUCCGCCGGCCUCUCCCAGUUCGUCAUCCACCGGAGCCUGUGCAUCAGCACCAUGCAGGCUGUCUUCUCCUCUGUCUUCUACUUUGCGUCUGUCCCCCUCUACCAAGGAUUUCUCAUUAUUGGCUACUCCACCAUCUACACCAUGUUCCCUGUGUUCUCCCUCGUGUUGGAUAAAGAUGUCAAGUCAGAAGUAGCUAUGCUCUAUCCUGAGUUAUAUAAGGAUCUCCUAAAAGGUCGACCUUUGUCCUUUAAGACCUUUCUGAUAUGGGUCCUAAUAAGUAUCUACCAAGGCAGUAUCAUCAUGUAUGGGGCGUUGCUGCUGUUUGAGUCGGAGUUUGUCCACAUCGUGGCCAUCUCCUUCACCUCUCUGAUCCUCACGGAGCUGCUGAUGGUGGCGCUCACCAUCCAGACAUGGCACUGGCUCAUGAUCGUAGCCGAGCUACUCAGUCUGGCCUGCUAUAUUGCCUCACUCGUCUUCCUGCACGAGUUCAUCGAUGUAUAUUUCAUUGCCACGCUGUCUUUCCUGUGGAAGGUGACGGUCAUCACCCUGGUGAGCUGUUUGCCCCUCUACAUCCUCAAGUACCUGCGCAGACGCUUCUCACCGCCCAACUACUCCAAGCUCACCACUUAGAGAGGGACAAGGCGGCAGCUGUCCCCACCGCCACCACCACCACCACCAUACAGUACCUCCAUCCCUGCUUCUGUGCUCGCACUCCUCCCUACCUCUCUCAUCUAUCAGAGCGUAUAUUUAUUAGGACCUAAAGGGUUCCUUUCCCCUUUAAUUUAUUCUUAAAGGUUCUUGUGCAAUUGGAAGAGAUGGUGUGGGAAGAAAAAAAGUUUAAUUUGAGAAGAGAGAAAGUUGUUGUGUAAGUUUACAAUACUUCACUUAGAUGUAAAAACUGACAAGUAUGACUAAGUAUUUUUCCAGACUGAUUGGAUUGGUGGUUGGAUUGACUAUCGCUGGUUGGGAAUACCAUACAAUUUAGACUGAAGCCGGAACCGGAAUUCUGUGUUUUGUCAUGGUCACAGGUCUAGAAAUGUGUGAAUACCAUCAGGAAAUAGGUGCCAUAAUGUACUAACAGAGGGCUAUGAGUGCCUCUUAAUCAUGGACUGACUCAUUAACAAUUACAUUUACAUUUUUACAUUUUUGUCAUUUAGCAGACGCUCUUAUCCAGAGCGACUUACAGUUAGUGAGUGCAUACAGUUUCAUACUGGCCCCCCGUGGGAAACGAACCCACAACCCUGGCGUUGCAAGCGCCAUGCUCUACCAACUGACCUACAAGGGACUAUAUAGGGAAUAUAGAAAUUCUGUUUGGUAUCUAAACAUCAGGCCUAUAGAACUGUAACAAGAAAUGCCUGAUUGGAUUUGACUAACAUACUUGCAUAAAAAAAUAACACAUGCUUGUCAGUCUGAAAUGCAUUGAAUUGGUAAUUAUGUUUUAAUUGCACAUAUUUAUUAAAAGUAAUCGUUGUAGUUACAUUGGAAAUAUAGUGUGAAAUGUAAUUAUUUUAUAUUCCCCCAAAAAAUUCAAUGACAUACAGUAUACUGUAAUAGUUACAUUACAGAUUACGGCACUAUCUGUUAAUGGGUAACACUGGUAUUGAAAGUAGCGUUUCUCAAGGACUUUAUGCAAUUUGAUGUUAAAAACAGUUAUGGGGUUUAAAGAUGGAUGAGUGGACUGAUCAGUUCUGUUUGUGUAUGUGUUUGUGUGUCACUCAACGACUAUAACCCAACCAAUUCGAGGUGGCUUGGUUGUUCAAUACAGCAUGAUAACCCACAGUCUCAGAUGUCAAAGUGUGAGUCUAUCAUUUCGUACGUCUGGGUGGAGAAUGUUAAAACAGUUUGUGUCUAAACUGAAGAGCAUGGUCAAUAUUCAGCCACUAACAGGAUGCUAUUUGUAGCCAAGCCAUAUAUUCCACUGGCCCCCGGACUAGCUGUGUGUCCUCUAGGCCAGGGAGUCCGUAGGCUACCCUGUCAUGUGGUCACUGCCCACUCCUGAUGCCAGUUCUGGCCACACUGUAUCAUUGCAUGAUUCACUUUAGUUGUGACAUGAAGCCAAUUCAAGCCAUAGCUGAAAAUACUCUGACCACUGUCCGGCUGACCCCUCACCUCACCCAGAGCCGACCCCCACAAUUCCCACUGCUUCUCCCCUCACAGACACAGACAUAGACAUGUCCUGAAUAGAAAAUAACACUUUUCACCUGCUCAAAGUGGAUGGCCCAGUAGAAUGUGUUGACGUUCAAUACGUAUUAGUGCACAUUUGAAAAAAAAAAAAUUAAUGAAUUCCUCUCAUACUGUUCCUCCCAAUUCCUACCUUCCAGUAAAUUCAGAGACGACUGGUACAAAACAUAUAAUAGUGUAACUGAUGACAUUGUGUUGUAUUGUCCCAAUUUAGAUUAUUUUCGCUAAUGGGACACAUUUGACACAUUAUAAAGAUGUAGCCUAAUACCAUGACGGGGUUACUGUUAAAAUGUGUGAAUUAUUUGUGUCAAAUAAUGCAUACAGUGUGGCAUAACUGCUAAUUCACUACCUUUAUUGUUCAGUUCACACUGGGCACAGAUGUCAAUUUCAUUGAAAUGACAUGGAAACAACGUUGAUUGAACCAGUGUGUGCCCAGUGUGUUGGAAUUACAGGCAUUUUGUAUUGUGUACCCUACUGUACAUCUCCUUAUUUAAGUUGACGUUUCAAACAUUAUUGAAACCCUUUGAAUUUGACAUGCCUUUUUGCACGGAAUUUUGUUAGCACUGACAACUGUACUUUAUUUUGUAUAAUGUGGACUUUGGAGGUUUCAGACCAUCAAUUGUGGUAGAAUGACACUGCAUCGUUUGCCUUUUUGAAGCAUUGUGUCUUGCAUAAUUGUAAAUAACCUGUUUUUAUUUAUUAACCUUGAUCAUUUUGUGUUUGUAUAGUUGCAUUCUAAUUAGCAGAACAAAAAGGGAGGAUAGUGUUGAAUUGUGAAUAUCGGUGGUGAUAAAAUUAAUCUCAUGUUGUUUUCCUUUCUAGUCACUCAACCUUCAUUGUCAUUUCUCUGAAAUCAUUUUUUUUAUAUUUAAGCUUUUUGUGAGUAUGUUUAAGUGCUUAGUUUUUAAACAAAAUUCCUCCAGUAAAACUAAACGUAGACUCGGACUGGACUGAGGCUGUACUAUAGUGGAAAUCUUCCUUAUGGAAAUCAGUGUGUGUCUCAUUUUCACCAGAGGAGGGAGUCCCUGACGCUCAACUCUACAGUCAGCCGCACAAUCCAACGAGCAGAUCCUGUAGCCUUCACUGUGGAAGGGUCAGUCUAUGCCCUGUCUCUUUGACCAUGUAAUGUCAGAUAGGGAUUUUAUCAUGAUAGGGAACUAUAUGGGAUUUAGUUAAUCUGAUAAAAUACAGUUGGUAUAAAAUACAUUUUUCAGUUCAGAAAAAUUAUAAUCUUAGCAAAUAAUACUUGAAUCUCACAUCAAGUUAGAACAUGCACAAGUUAAAAUGUAUUGAAUCUCCCAAGAUUUCGCAGUCGUCCCAGAAAUGGUUUUAGUUGGAACCAAGCCUCAGCCCAACCCGUAAAACAUGGAUCAAGCCCAAUACUACUGUAUGUUCAUAAUAAAAUCCUGCUUCUCUGUC
This is a messenger RNA of Coregonus clupeaformis (lake whitefish), 6153 nucleotides long. Its product is annotated as probable phospholipid-transporting ATPase IIA. Lineage: Eukaryota; Metazoa; Chordata; Actinopteri; Salmoniformes; Salmonidae. Gene Ontology annotation, biological process: phospholipid translocation; retrograde vesicle-mediated transport, Golgi to endoplasmic reticulum; endocytosis. Bases 43 to 3183 code for a protein of 1046 amino acids. The transcript is spliced from 28 exons. Gene Ontology annotation, cellular component: endosome; plasma membrane; trans-Golgi network. The record is from RefSeq and is a predicted model, not a curated record. Gene Ontology annotation, molecular function: ATP hydrolysis activity; ATP binding; magnesium ion binding.